Molecule: messenger RNA, 1383 nt
Organism: Acanthocheilonema viteae
Lineage: Eukaryota; Metazoa; Nematoda; Chromadorea; Rhabditida; Onchocercidae
Source: the annotation of a GenBank genome assembly
AUGACGAGGAUUGGUGCUGUAGUGAAUGAUAUUCGGAAAAAAGUAGCUCAGUCAGCACCCGAGUUGUCGAAACGAUGUCGAUCACUGAUCAAAUGUUGGCAAAAAUUGGCCGAACCAAAGCCUGCGUCUAGUGGUUCUUCUUCGACUAAUGGUACUCCCAGUUACGCUUCUCCUGCGAUCAGAAAGGGUCUUACGCCAGGCACACCCGCAAAGGGUCCACGAGGUAUUUCUGGUGGCAGCUCAUGCCUUACACCUGCUGGAAACUCUCGCUUGACACCUUUAAGUAGUUCAGUUGUGACGCCAUCUGGAAGUUCAGGUUCACGGAGUACUGCUGCUUCACCAACAGUUUCAAAUGGACGUACUGUUACCCCUUAUCAAGGAUCCGGACAAGAAAUGUCGCCAAACGCUGCAGAACCUGGAAUUAUUCGAAAAUCACAUACAAUUGGUACUGAUCUCGCAAUAAAAGCAGUCGAAGGUUCAUUAUUAUCAGGUGGAGAAAUUAUUCGAAAUGGGAAGAGAAAAGGAGAGUAUACUGCAACCCCUGAUUUAGGAAUUACAAACGGGUUAAAUGCUGCGAAACGUCUGCACUACAGUUCUGCGUCGGUGUCUCCAGUAAUCCCACAUCAGUCACUACUUGCUGCUCGACGUGCUGAUGUGAAGUCGACAAGUGAAUUGGUUGCGCAGUUAACGGAGAAUUUGCCAGGCUACUUAGCAAUAAACAUAUCACAAAAUCGAAAUCCCAUCAGGAAUGAAUGUAACGAUAACGAGGGACAAGCAAGUGUAUUAUACAAUACUUCAGUUGCAUUUCAUGUUAUUCCAGACUAUCUUUUAAAGAACACGGGUCAAACAUCCAGAACGCUCUUUGCUCUUCAAACAGAAACUUCCAAGAAGAAAGAAAAGCGCAGUCGUUCUAAAAAAGAUAAAGAGGGACGUAUAAAAGGUCAAUCUGUUGCAGACGAAAAGGUGAUAACAGUGGGCAGUGAAAAGCAAGUUUUCUGUAAUCUUGAAUUUGAAUAUAUUGCUGAACUUACUAUUUUUAGAGCUUCGACAUCGGCAGUAGGAAAUGUAGAAUCGGUACUGGCAAGUAAUAUAUCAAAUAGCGAUCCUUCUACUAGUAAAAUGGUGGUACCUAUGCGUAACGGGAAAUAUGAUUGGUAUGCGAUGCUUCCAAGUUUAGAAACAUUGCGCAAUCGUGUGCAUUUCCGCUCCAAACCGUCCAGCAAUCAGCGAAAGUCAUACAUCAUGAAUGUACUGGGCAGGAAGGUAUUGGCCUUACCAUAUAUUGACGUUGGCCUGCCAGAUUUUUUGGAGUACCAAUUUCCAAAACCUGAAAGAUUUUAUGCAGAAGAAAACUUCAUAUACGGUGCUCCACGACCAAAUUGA